AUCCAAGGAAAAGGAAGGCUUUGGGUCACUUUGGUAAAUGAGUCCACCAGUUCAUUGACCCUCUGUUUAAACAGACCUGUUGGACUUUCUCCUCCUUCAGUAGCUGCUCACACGCCAACCUGAACAUUCGUGCCGUCGAGAGCAAAGAGAGAGCGCGGCCUCGCCAUCGACCAUGCAGCCGGCUCUCCUCUCUCUGCUCCUGAUUGCCGUACACGCGUCCGUAUCCGUGGACUCUACACCGAGGCUCCGGGGGCCAAAGCGCCUGGGGCAGCACCAGCGGAGGAGCUUCCAGACGGGCGCGCGCGCGGAUGCAUCAGCUGGUGCCAGUCGUUUCUACUGGGAGCCCAGUGGGGGGACGAGAAAAGGCCUUUACAGAAACUCUUUUGUUAUUAUGCCAGUAAGAACAGCUACGAGCAACUAUGUGUCAAUAUUUGAUAUGCGCAGAAAAAGGUUCCUCUGUAUGGACUCAGCGGGAGAUUUGUACAGCUCUAGGCAAAAGGACCCAGGAGAUUGUCUCUUCCAGCCCGUUGGGUUGGACGUGGCGGACCCCCAUGACUCCAUAAGCCCGGGCCGGCUGUUUCAAGCGGCCGGGCCCGAGCUCUCCUCUUCCUCCCCGGCGGAGCGCUUCUCCGGCCCCUCGGUGGAGCGACGGAGGAGGAGUGAGGCGGUGAACCCCUCCGAUCCGUUAAGAUCACAUUCACACCCCUCCCAUUCUGCCAGGGAUCACAAGGACGUAGAGCACCGGCAGCCCGACCAGGACCAGGCCGGCGCCGUGUCCAAAGAGACCAUCACCUCUUGCGAUGACCCCCUGCGGGUCCUGCAGCCCAACGGGCCGGUCAGCCCCGUCAAGACUAAUAUCGCAGACCGAGCAGAGCAGGACUAAGAGACUGAGCUUGGGUUCAUAAGUAGAUGCUCUGCUGGACUCGGUGGAGGCCGUCAUUUCACAAACGAUCAAGUCAUCGUUAAGUGUUGAGAUUGUUGGAAUGGUGGUAUCUCGCUCGAUGAUGUAACACGUUACGUCACAGCAGCUUGUACACAUGUAGUCUUUGAAUAGCAGACGUAAGCAGGGUAAGUAUGGUCCGGCGUCCUGCUGACCUCUUCCGCCAAGUUAAAUUUUAAACCUCGGGUCGAAUGUGGCAAUGUUUGUUUUUGCAAAUGUGAAAAUGUGUAAUCUGUAAGUAAUUGUGAAUAUUUAUGCGCACAUUUGUUGGAGCAGUGAAGCUUCAUUCGUGGAGUUUACUAACUGAACCAAAAAAGACAAAGCACACGCUGAAAAAAAAGAACCUGCCAUUUCCUUAGAUUACACAGUCAUGAAGAGAAUCAAAUUAUGUCAGGUGCCGGACACCAAUAAUCACAGAGAUGAAAAGGUAUUUAUUUAUUGAAAUGUGUAAAAAGACUUCCUUCGUAGCCUCUAUUAUUAUUUAUACAGUUCAUGUUGUUUUAUUUCUCAUGUGAAAAAAUUAGGGCCGGGACUUUAGAGCGUUAAUUACGAUUAAUUAAUUACAAUGUGAAUUAAGAUUAAUUAAUUACACAAAAAAAACAUUAAACAUUUUUUACGCAUUUUUACACUUAUUUUUUGCACCGCGGAACGUUUCUCACUGGAUGAGUUUCGGAGGACCGAUUAUACUGGAGCACCAACUAGCGUUCAUGACUUCAGACAACAACAAACCACAGUGAACAUGAACGAAGAAGCUGACGAGACCGUGUCGGGUGGCCCCGUGAAUGGGAAAUCUUAUUAUAAUAAACACACGGAUGGAAGCAUCAAUAAGAGCGUAGUUGUGUGCAAGCUGUGCAACAAGGAAUUCACAUCGAGUCUCAAGUAUCACCUCAACGCAAAACAAUUAGCAGCUAGCGUGGACGUACAAGGACCCACACCCAACCCACACUGCACCAGAUGACUGGUUUAAGGACCAGGGUAACUAAGUCCACGUCUGAAAAAAUAACCAAUGUUCUGAAUGUACUUGAAAGUACUACUUAAAAAAACAUAGUUUACAGAAGGUCUACUUACUUAUAGGCUACCGGAAUUUCUGAAAGUACUAUAUUUCUAAAUAUGCUAUUUCUACACUUGUCUGCUGGAAUUGGUUGAACAAAAAUAAAAAUCCAUGUGAAAAAAAUUACUUCUCACUGUUCUCAGGUCAAAUAUUUAUGCAAUGAAAAUGCAAUUAAUUAGAUUAAUAUUUUUAAUCGAGUCCCGGACCUAAUAAUAUAUAUAUUAUAUUAUAUAUAUUGACCUUACAUAUAUUUUUUAUAAUAUUUUUUCACCUAUUUAAAAAAAAAUCUUUUCUUUUUUGACCCUACAUAUUUUGACUUUUUCACAAUAUUUUUUUCUCAUGACAUGACUGGAAUGAUCUUAGAUGGAGCAACCUACACGUCCCUGUGACUAAUGCCAAAUGCCCCAAAUUUCUGUACUUUAAACCUUAUCUGAGUUCAACCCUCAAGGGACAUGGUGGCUCUUCCUAAAUCCUUUUUUAGUUUUGGGUAACUGACAUUUAUAAAAAAUCAUAAUGGGAUAUUGCCCCAGAGACGGAUUGGUGCAUCUUGGAGGAUCAACCGUGCUAUUCAUCCUUCCUGCAUUGGUAAAGGCACAAGUGAGUUGAAUUUGAAUGUAACAGAGAAUUGGAGGGUGGAUAUACUAAAUAGGUAAAACAAAUCUACACCCUGUGCCAGACUGUCCAGACUGUACCAGUUUAAGGUUGUCCACAGGAUGCCCUGAAGUAGACAAACAUGUGAUUGUCUUGAAAAAUGCCCUCAGAGGCUGUAAUGAGUUUCAUGUCAGUGUGACCACUGAAUGAGACACAUCUGCUCAUCUUUACUGACUCAUCCGGCCUUCUCUCCCGUCAAAAAGGUGGAACCCUAUAGGCUACAUAGCAUGGCUAAUAAGUGCUAAAAGCAAAGCAAUUAACAUCAAAUUUAGUUAAUUCAUCAUCCAAAAGAUUCUUCAUCAUUCUUGACAAUGCCAUCAUAACUCAAGUGAACGCGCCUUGUGUUUCUGCAUAACACCCAGGGUUCACUUCUCUGAAACAACCAGUGGGGACAAUGCCCCCACAACUACCUCCGCAGUAGUGCGCUCAAGACUUGGCAGGAGCAGGAUUUGAACCCACUGGCGGCACUUACAGAGGCUUUCGGCUCCUUCUUGCACCCCUACACUACCAGUCCUGGUCACAUUUUGCCAACUUUGAUUCUCCUAUUUAACCUUGAGCAUGUGAGUUAAACUUUAACACUCUUCUAAAUGCUAUUUACACAUCUGGGCUUGAACCCACAACCUUCAAAUGCAGUGCAGGCUUGUGGCAGCUGCUCUUCCACUGUGCUACUUAACCACACACUAACCAACUCUUUGUUUGUUGUAUUUAACCUUGAGACUGCUACUCAAACCUGAAGUAAAGCCAAAGGCUCAAACCCAAGACUGGGCUUGAACCCACAACCUACAGUGUAAGGACAGUAGCUCCUCAGCUCUUGUGCUGCACUACCUCACCAUGCACAAAUUACAUUUUUGUUUCUCGUAUUUAACCUUGAGACUGCUACUCAAACCUCAAAACUCUUUCAAAGCAGAAGUGAUGUCUGAAGGGGCGUGAACCCACAACCUCAGACAGCAGGUUGGAGCCUGCAGCCCUUCAGUUGUUCCCUUGUGCUAUUCAAGCACAUGCCUCAUUGUGUCCGUUUCUCAUAUUAGACCUUGGGAUUGUUUACUGAACCUCAAAACUGUUUCAAAGUUUACAGUUUAAAGCCCUGACUGCAACCAAACCCUCCUUCUGAGACAGCAGGUUUGAACUGAGGAUCCUCCACACUUCAGCCUUCCUGCUAUCUCCCUGCACUGUUCCACCACACACCUGUUGAUGCUUUUGAAUCCAACCUCAAUUCUCAUAGAUUCUCAGGCUGGAAUCCA
Pungitius pungitius (ninespine stickleback) is the source of this 3883-nucleotide messenger RNA. RefSeq names its product fibroblast growth factor 23. Gene Ontology annotation, molecular function: growth factor activity. The transcript is spliced from 3 exons. The record is from RefSeq and is a predicted model, not a curated record. The coding region runs from base 173 to 883 and encodes 236 amino acids. NCBI's taxonomy places the organism in Eukaryota, Metazoa, Chordata, Actinopteri, Perciformes, Gasterosteidae.